AUGGCAGCCUCCCAAAGCCCUCCCCACACCUUCAAAGUCGCCCAGUUCAACACCCCCACUUGGUGCGGGCACUGCACAAAGCUUCUCAAGGGUCUCUACCAUCAAGGACACACUUGCACAGCAUGCGGCAUGCAUGCACAUGCUGAAUGCGUAGAUGCCAUUGCCUCUCUCUGCCUGCCGGCGGCUGUGAAGGUUGUUGCAGGCGCCGAUGCUUGCGGACAGGAGACUGACAGCGAUGCCGAUCACGACCUCGAUCUCGCACCCGACGCAGGAAUCGAUGUCGCAGCUGCUGGCCACGUCUUUGAUGCCCAUCACUUCUCAUCGCCGGCAUAUUGCCGUAUCUGCCGAAAGAUGCUGUACGGAGUUGGCAAGCAAGGCCUACGGUGCCUCACAUGCGCCAUGGUUGUCCACGCCAAGUGUGCGAAACGGGCCACUCCUGCUGUCUGGAGCGUGGCCCCUUGCAAGAGCGAGGUCCAGCCUGCUGAUGGCGCCCAUCAGUGGAUCGAGGGCAACGUGCCAGGCUAUGCCGAUGCCGCAGGCUGCAUCGUCUGCCUCAAGUCGACCAAGUCGGCCAAAUCAUUGACCGGCUUUCACUGCGUGUGGUGCGAUGCUGCGCUCCACUCGGCGUGUAUGGCCAAGAUGCCGCUGGCCAAGGCGCUAACUUGCAGUCGCGGCCCGCUUGCCGCGCUGCUUCCAGGCGGUGAUAUGCCGCUGCUUGUCCUGGUCAACACUCGAAGCGGCGGCCAGCAAGGCCGGUCCCUGCUGGGAGGACUCUGCGGUGCCCUCCAGCCGACCCAAGUGUGUGACAUGGCCGUCGAUGGUGGUCCGCGUGCCCACAUCGCCCGCUUUGCUGUCGCCUGCGACUCGACACCCUUCCGCAUUCUCGGUGCUGGCGGCGACGGAACCAUUGGCUGGAUCCUUGCCGUCCUCGACGACAUGAUCGAGAUGGGCGAUCUGCCGACGACCCGCCCGCCAGUCGCCAUCCUCCCACUCGGGACCGGCAACGACCUCGCGCGGGCCACCGGUUGGGGCCCUGGCUAUGCCGGCAAGCCGCUCCGUCCGAUCCUCGACAGCGUGCUCACCGCCAAAAACGCCAGCCUCGAUCGCUGGAACGUGGUGGUCUCGCUCAUGGACAACAACUUUGAAGUCGAUGGCCCACCGCUCACUGUCAUCAACAACUACUUUUCCAUCGGUGUCGACGCCCGUGUUGCCCUCGCCUUUCACACCGCGCGCGAGGCUAACCCAGGCGCCUUUACCUCGCGAACCGGCAACAAGAUCCGCUACGCCAAGGAGGGCACCAAGGCCGCCAUCUCAGCCUCGCCGGAGCUCUCCACCUCGAUCGCGCUGUGGGCGGACGGCGAGCGGGUCACGCUCCCGCAUGCUCAGGCCAUCAUCAUCGUCAACAUCCCGUCGUACGGCGGCGGCAUCAAUCUCUGGCGCGACAAGGUCCGCCCAUCGUCGUUUUCUGAUGGCAAGCUCGAAGUGCUCGCCGUCACAUCGUCGGCACACCUCGGCCGCAUCCAGGCCGGCGUUGGGUCGGCAACCAAGCUGGCCCAAGCCUCGUCGCUCGAGAUCCGCUGGCUCGACGACACCGCUCACCCGGUCCAGAUCGACGGCGAGCCGUGGCUCCAGCAACCGGCUAUCAUCCACAUUACCCACCGCAACCAAGCGCCAAUUCUUAUUCCUGCCGACCCCGAUGCUGACGCCGCUCGCGCAAGCAGCAGCGACGGCCCAGCCGCCAGCAGCGGAUGA
This is a messenger RNA of Thecamonas trahens ATCC 50062, 1752 nucleotides long. RefSeq lists its product as uncharacterized. Lineage: Eukaryota; Apusomonadida; Apusomonadidae. Gene Ontology annotation, molecular function: ATP-dependent diacylglycerol kinase activity. The transcript is spliced from 2 exons. The record is from RefSeq and is a predicted model, not a curated record. The coding region runs from base 1 to 1752 and encodes 583 amino acids.